AUCGCUGCCGCUGUGAGCUAGCGAGGAAGGAAGGGAGAGACGGAGCGACAGGGAGAGACAUGACAGCUAGUCCCGGCGCCUCCGACUCCAGGCAGUCCCCGGGCACCGUGUGAGCGCACGCCACCGCACACUCAGCACAGCCACCACCUCUCUCCUGCAGCAGCUGCAAGCAUGACCGCGGAGGGAUACCAGUACCGGGCCCUCUUCCCUUACAAGAAGGAGCGUGAGGAGGACAUUGAUCUGCGGGUGGGCGACAUUCUGACCGUCAGCCGCGGCUCCCUGCAGAACCUGGGCUUAGGGGAGGGCGUGGAGGCCCGGCCCGAACAGAUCGGCUGGCUCAGUGGCUUCAACGAGAACACGGGCGAGAGGGGCGAUUUCCCCGGGACCUACGUGGAAUAUAUCGGUCGGAAGAAGAUCAGCCCGCCGACCCCCAAGCCUCGGCCCCCGAGACCCCUGCCUGUGGCCCCCGGGGGCAGCCGCGGGGAGGCUGGGGCGGAAUCGCAGGCUUUCACGCUUCCUGAUCUAACAGAGCAGUUCUCACCGCCAGAGACCGCACCACCAGUCCUUAUCAAGCUGGUAGAGACUAUUGAAAGAAAAGGCUUGGAGUCGUCAAUAUUGUACAGAUCCCAGGGUUCCAGCAGCCUGUCUGAGCUCCGGCAAAUCCUUGAAUAUGAUUCUGCUGCAGCUGAUCUUGAGCCCCUGGAUUUACCAACUUUGAGUGAUGCACUACAGAGAUACCUUUUGGAUCUCCCAAACCCCGUCAUUCCAGCGGUCACAUACAAUGAGAUGCUGUCUGCUGUAAGAGAAUCCUUAACUUCUGACGACCAUGCACAACUGCUGAGGAAAAUCAUCCAGUCUGCAAAUGUGCCUCACCAGUACUGGCUCACCCUCCAGUACCUGCUGAAACACUUCUUUCAACUUUGUCAGAGUUCCGGCAAAAACCUACUGACUGCAAAGUUACUGGCGGAAAUCUUUAGCCCAUUUCUCUUCAGAACCCAGCUAUUAAGCUCGGACAGCCCAGAGUACAGCACCCAAAUUCUGGAAGUUCUGAUCGCCAGUGAAUGGAAUGAGCAGCAAGCAGCACCAGCACUGCCUCCAAAGCCGCCCAAAUCUACUGCUGUAACCAACAACGGUACCAAUCACAAUAUGUCUCUGCAAGAUGCUGAAUGGUACUGGGGCGAUAUAUCAAGGGAGGAGGUAAAUGAGAAACUUCGUGAUACCACUGAUGGUACCUUCUUGGUACGAGAUGCAUCUACAAAAAUGCAUGGGGACUACACGCUUACACUAAGGAAAGGGGGAAAUAACAAACUAAUAAAAAUCUUUCACCGAGAAGGAAAAUAUGGCUUUUCUGAUCCUUUGACUUUUAACUCGGUGGUCGAACUUAUCAUCCACUACCGGAAUGAGUCUCUGGCCCAGUACAACUCCAAACUAGACGUUAAACUCCUGUACCCAGUGUCUAAGUUACAACAGGAUCAAGUGGUGAAAGAAGACAAUAUUGAAGCUGUUGGGAAGAAGUUGCACGAGUAUAAUCUCCAGUUCCAGGAGAAAAAUCAGGAGUACGAUAGACUGUAUGAAGACUGCACUAGAACCUCUCAGGAAAUUCAAAUGAAAAGAACAGCCAUCGAAGCAUUUAAUGAAACAAUUAAAAUAUUUGAAGAACAGUGUCAGACACAGGAGAAGUACAGCAAGGAGUACAUAGAGAAAUUUAAACGUGAGGGGAAUGAGAAGGAGGUUCAGAGGAUCUUACACAAUUAUGAAAAGCUGAAGUCCCGAAUCAGUGAAAUUGUGGAUAGUAAGCGUAGACUGGAAGAAGACCUUAAGAAGCAGGCAACAGAAUAUCGCGAGAUUGACAAACGUAUGAAUAGUAUUAAGCCAGACCUGAUACAGCUGAGGAAGACCAGAGACCAGUACUUAAUGUGGUUGACGCAAAAAGGUGUACGACAGAAGAAGUUAAACGAAUGGCUGGGCAGCGACAACACAGAAGAUCAGUACUCCACGGUGGAAGAUGAGGAUUUACCCCAUCACGAUGAAAGGACAUGGAAUGUAGGAAACCUUAACAGAACCCAGGCCGAGAACCUGUUGCGUGGAAAACGAGAUGGAACAUUCCUUGUGCGGGAGAGCAGCAAGCAAGGGUGCUACGCGUGCUCUGUGCUAGCGGAUGGGGAGGUCAAACACUGCGUCAUAAACAAAACCCUAACAGGCUACGGAUUUGCAGAACCAUACAACUUGUACAGCUCUCUGAAAGAACUGGUGCUACAUUACCAACACACGUCUCUCGUACAGCACAAUGACUCUCUCAACGUCACACUAGCAUACCCAAUAUAUGCACAGCAGAGGCGAUGAACACCUGAUAAACUCUGGCGUCUAUUCCUACAUCGACACUGUUGAUGCCGGUUUCGGCAAGGAAUAAAUCCUAAAGCUCCCUCGUCCGCCUACUUCACAAGAUUGAGCUGCAGUAUCAAAGCUACUUUCAGAUGAGAUAAGAGCUUUCUUUCGCCAUGGAAGCAGGAGAUGAGUGUUAAGCUGUGAAUGUAUGUUUCUAAGCUAUCGUGCUUGCUUUGUAAGAACGAGAAGCACAGCGACAGAAAGAUAUGCUAUUAUAAAGCCUAUCUCCGGCCUAGGGUACCUCGAGGCCUUCACCAUGGUGCUUGUUUACGUUCUAUUGAAGCUUUACCAGCUUGAAUGUUGGUCACCGCAGAUCCAAGAAGCCAAGGUGUCUUUUUGUUAGUACAGUACUGUGUUCAGUUUUUUUGGGGGGGAGGGUUGGGGAGGAGUGGACCGUUCCGACAAGGCCUUUUGAGGACUCGUGGCAUAUUGCUCAGCGGAUCUACCCACACAGCCUUGCGGAUUGUUCCAUUUUCCCAAAAAUGUAAAACAAAAUAUGUAGCAGAAUGGCACUUUUUAAAAGAUAUUUGGACAAUGGAAUCUUAACGAGUCGUAUCAGCCACACAAAGUGUAUGCAGCAAAGUGCCAGGAAGUGUUUUACAAAGACUGAUCAUGAAACAAAAUUAAUUCUGUUAUAAGAACCUAUUUAAUGUGGACUGUGGCAGGAUAGAAAACAAUACAACAGUAUAUAUAUAAAAAUAUAUAUAUGUGUACAUAGCAAUGUGGGACUAGCUAUCAAAAUGGAACCUACCAAUACCGAACUGUCAACUUUUUAUUUUGCUGACUGCUGAAUCCUUAAUGCUAUGCAACAUCAAUUUUCUUUAAGCUGUUUUUGUUUGUCAUUUUAUACGUACCAAUAACAUACCUUUCUAUCCAUGAACUGUUACUUUUUGUUAUAGGUUUUUUGUUUUUUGUUUUUUUUUGUGUUUUACGCAAUGUGCAGUAUGUCUGAGGGGAUAGCUGAGGUGCAGAGUAACAUGGAGAUUUAAACUAGAGCUUAUUUUACCAUAAACCUUGUACAGAGUACUUGGCGUUAAGCCCAAGACUAAAGAAGAAGAAAAAAAAUAUUCAGAAAAUUCAUUACAGACAUUUGAUUGCAUCUUUGGGCAGUGCCUAACGAUCUGCAAAGCUGCUUUUUUUUUUUUUUUUUUUUUUUUUUUAAAGGAAAAAGACCUUUAAGAUAUAUAAAUAUAUAAAACCUAAUGAUUCAGAGUUUGACAGUGUUUUAUGUUUCGUUUUUAUUUUCAAAUGAUGGUACUUUGUAACGUGCUUAGGGCAUACUCAUCCUCUGCCCUUAACUGCUUCUGACUGGGUAGAAAGUUUGCACAAACUUCCUACCGUAGCCUCCAUUUGUGUUGACAACACCAUUUCAUUGCUGCAAUGGUUUUUAAAGAAACUUUGAAACGUGUUAAAAUUUAAAGAAAAAUAAAGCUCACGUGGGGACGGGGAGGGCAAAGAGGCAAAUUUGUACGUAUUUGGUUUUUACGUACUACACACCUGUUUGUACAAUUUUAGCAUCCAAUCUGGUUUCCAAAGGAGUUAAUGGAAUGAUUUGCAGAGGAGUGUGAAAUACUUACUGUUGGAUACAAUGUAAUCCAUCAGCGGUCAUAUAUGUACCUUUAUAGUUUUAUUAUUUUAGCACUUUUUACACAACUCUUACACAAGCCAAUCGUUUUACUUAUUAUAAGCUGGUAACUGGCUCUGGCCAUCAGUUAUAUGUAUUGUAUAGUAUUUGCAACUGCCUGCAUUGUAAUAUUAAUAUCCAUAUUGCCUAUUUGACUACCAUACAUUAGUCACUGUGCAUUGCUUUACCACCUAGAGCAGAGGUCAUCUGUAUUCUUCCUCCAAGUUUGUUGAAUUGUCAGCUGUGUCUGACCUGCAGCUAUCUGGAAAUUCUCAGGCUUGUGAGAUGAGCUUAUUACAGUACAAGGCGUAUUCUGAAUAUCAAACUUCAUUUCAUUUUGGAACUGUGAGUUUUCAGACUUUUUGUACUGUAGCUUCUGCAGGCUAUUGGUCCGUGUAGUGUUAAUGUUGUCACGUUAAACUUUAACAGCUAACUUUUACUGCAUCAGAAAUCUAACUGCUAAAUACUUACUGGAAAUCAUGCACCCGAUAAAUGUUAUUCUAUCACAUUGUUCCACAGCUAUUUGGUACUUUAUAAAUGUAAUUAUAGACAUUUGGAUAAUUUAAGGUUUUAAGACAAUUAUCUUUCAUAUGCAUUUCCCCCCCCUCCUGACGACUCCGGGAAAAGCAUUCUUUUCCCGAUCUAAGCCAUUUUUUUUUUUUUCUCUUGGUUGUAGUUUAUUUUAAUAUCAUACCAAUAAUAUUGCAUUAAGGUAAACGGAAGAGGAUUUAUUUUGAAGAGAAAAAAUAAGUUUAUGAAAUGCACAUGCACUAUUCAUCCAAUCUCUAAGGUACACCAUGCAGAUUUCUGAAGCACAACAAUGUUACCCUAGGUUCAACAGUGAGUUUGUAGCCUAAACGUAUAAGGUCUUUGGAAAAGAGUAGUGUUAAUGGGCUGUCUUGUGUGGAGGAGUGCAGACAUCCUUAUUUCAGUAGGGAAGUUGUUAAAGGACCACGAAGUCUAAAAUACAAUUUGAUUCAAAAUGAAAAAGGAUCUUCUCACAUUCGAAAAUAUGUUAAAGUCCCCGGAAAUCUAACAGUUAGAGAUCUGCAAGGACCCCAUAUUUUGGUUUCCCAAAACCACUUUCUGUGUUUUGAUAUCCAGUUUUGGCAAAACCACGCUCACAUGUUUGGAUAUUUUAUUUAUUUUUUAUUGAUAAUACCAGCUAAAAUCUAGUCAUUUUUGCAAUCCAAAACAUGAUAUUCGGUUUUAAAAUCCGAAUUCCAAACUGUGGGAAGAUCCGAAUCAAGUCUCUGUUCAGAUCUCCUUGGUAGAUCUGGACCAGGUUUUGGUUAGAAUCCACAAAAUUCAGGUGGGUUUGGUUUCCUGGAGAACCGAACUGCAUUCCACAUCUCCAUUACAUUUGCUGCUAUUUGCAAAGAGAAUCUGGCUUAUCUCCAUAUGGAAUUACUAAUCACGUGUUUUAAGGGGUAUAAGGAAUCUCGCUCCUAUUGUCACAGCAUUCUCUAACGUACAUGCAGCAUCUGUAGGUUAUCUGUAAUGUUUAAAAAGAAAUUUGUGGAUUGAAAUAUAUUUAUCAAGUUAUAUUUUAACUCUUAGUGCUCCUAUAACCUGUCAAAUACUUGUAACGUUAUAUGGUUAGCCUUUGGCCUUGUAAUCAGGGCUGAACUACAUUUCCUUCAUCGGUGCUGAGCUAUAAGCUGCUAACCAUGUUACAAGCAAUUAUUGGAGUGCUACUUCUUUUUCCCUACUGUAAGUUGUCAUUAAAACCCAGCUUACCCAAAAUACAAGACUUCCCUAUAUGAGGGGGGGGGGAGUUAACUUACACGUUAGUAAGAACUGAAGAUAUCAGAGUUGUGUGUUGUCAUAUUAUGGGCCAUUCAUUUCCAUGGGGCUACCAUUUUGUAUUUUCCCCUCAAUGGCCUUUGACGAGCUUCGAAAAGAAAAAAUUGCCCUGGUGGAGCCUAAUACAUGUCUGAUAUCUUCAGUUUUGGCAAGGACACAUUUGCAUAUGAUUGUUGCUCCCUCGUAGAAAUAAAGGCACUUAUAUUUUAGGUUUAUUUGCAUCACGCAGUUCGCAAUCUACUCUUCAAGUCUAGGUCUUUGUCUGCAGUUCUAUAACAUAGACCUGGUUAUACAUGGUAUUCUAUUCUGACUAAACGUCUCUUCAUGUGAAGUUCAGGAGCAGCUUUGUGCUCAUUGCCUGGCAGAGGCGAAAUAUGCCAAAUUUUAUACACUUACAGCUAUGUCCGUAAAUACACAUUAUUGUCACCAAACGACUGCAUUAGCUGCCGAUGUGCUGCUAUUUUAUUUUUUUUUCCGAUUUCAAAAGAAAAUUAUCUUCAAUGUUUAUACAACAUUAAAAAUGACUUUUUUUUGUUAAAUACCAUUAAUACUUUGAUCUUUUGUUGGGGGAGAAAAGGAUGGUUAGUAGUAACUUGCCUUUACAAGGCAAUUAAUAAAGUUGUGCCUCUGAAACUUUGAGCUAUAGCUUUGAUAAAGCUCUGUGUCUCGUUUUUAAGUUGCUUUAAAACAUUGUAUUAGACCUUCAAACAGAAUAAAGAUUGUUUUGAAAAUGA
Messenger RNA from Pseudophryne corroboree (corroboree frog), 6549 nucleotides. RefSeq names its product phosphoinositide-3-kinase regulatory subunit 1 (gene PIK3R1). Gene Ontology annotation, molecular function: 1-phosphatidylinositol-3-kinase regulator activity; protein binding. Gene Ontology annotation, biological process: phosphatidylinositol phosphate biosynthetic process; insulin receptor signaling pathway. Gene Ontology annotation, cellular component: phosphatidylinositol 3-kinase complex. The record is from RefSeq and is a predicted model, not a curated record. NCBI's taxonomy places the organism in Eukaryota, Metazoa, Chordata, Amphibia, Anura, Myobatrachidae. The transcript is spliced from 15 exons. Bases 172 to 2343 code for a protein of 723 amino acids.